Monoraphidium neglectum is the source of this 199-nucleotide messenger RNA. RefSeq lists its product as hypothetical. The transcript has a single exon. Lineage: Eukaryota; Viridiplantae; Chlorophyta; Chlorophyceae; Sphaeropleales; Selenastraceae. The record is from RefSeq and is a predicted model, not a curated record. The annotation marks the transcript as partial.
AUGCUUGCGGCCGGGGCCGCACUCGCGCCGCCGUGGCACUUCCUGCCGCCAGUUGACGUGGCCCCCCCCCCUCCCUCGCUGCCGGCUGCGCCCGGCCACGCGCGCAGGCCCCUGCCCAACCCCCAGAUCAAUUUGGCCGCCUCAAAAAGGUACCUUGCUGCCCCCAACAUACGGGUCCCAUGGCCCGGCAUCCCCGACG